UCUGCGCGUCAAAGUUUUCUAGGGUUUCUUUCCUGGUUCUCCUGUUCUCGUCUCGAUUCGCCGUCAUGCCUCGCCGUAGCUCCGCUGGUCGCUCUCGUCCUGCUCCACGCCCAGCUCCAAUGAGGAAUCCUCCACAACCUGUUCAUCAGGCACCUCCGCCAGCUCCUGUUCAGAGUGGUGGGUCCAUCCUCGGAGGAAUUGGAUCCACCAUCGCUCAAGGCAUGGCAUUUGGCACGGGCAGUGCUAUUGCUCACAGGGCUGUAGAUGCUGUUGUGGGGCCUCGCACCAUCCAGCACGAAACUGUGGUAUCUGAAGCUGCUGCUUCUGCCGCCCCAAUGGGUAAUGCCGUUGCAACUGACGCUUGUGGUGUCCACUCCAAAGCUUUCCAGGAUUGCAUUAACAAUUUUGGCAGCGACAUCGGCAAGUGCCAGUUCUAUCUGGAUAUGCUGAAUGAAUGCCGCCAGGGUUCUGGUGCUUCGUUCAAUGCCUGAUCUAUCAAUUUUCUGAAUUAUCUGACUGCCCAUGCAGAUGGUUUACAACAAAUAGCAUCCUGCUCCUGCAAGAUACUAUUAAUAAAUGUUGGCUUGUUAUUCUAAACUUUGGUCCAUUCAUCAUUAUCUGGUAGAAUUCGAGUAACUUUGCCAAUUUGAUAUUAAAUUUUUAAUUAAAAAAUUUGCUUUUUUUCCGCCACGCAAAAAAUGGACCUUAAGAUUUACUGGUUCCUAGUGCGCGAUUAGUAAGUUGACUUGCUUACUGAA
Messenger RNA from Zingiber officinale, 758 nucleotides. Its product is annotated as putative coiled-coil-helix-coiled-coil-helix domain-containing protein CHCHD2P9, mitochondrial. NCBI's taxonomy places the organism in Eukaryota, Viridiplantae, Streptophyta, Magnoliopsida, Zingiberales, Zingiberaceae. Gene Ontology annotation, cellular component: nucleus; mitochondrion. The transcript has 5 exons. Gene Ontology annotation, biological process: mitochondrion organization. Bases 66 to 491 code for a protein of 141 amino acids. The record is from RefSeq and is a predicted model, not a curated record.